UAGAAGCGGAUGAGGUGCUAGUGUAACUGCCGGAGCGCCCGUUAACGCAAGCCUGGAAGGAUUGCGCGGAGAGAGAGAGCGAAAGAAUAAGAUGGAAGUAUUAAACCAAGCUUCUAUAGUAAGAGGAAGAAGCUUCCUCUGUGCUCCUCAACGCCUUAUCUCCUCUCCUUCUCCAUUCCCAAACCCUCACCUGUCCCUCCACUUCUCGACUUCUCGCCGAACAAGAAAUAACCUUCCCAGUCUCAGAUGCUCGCUCGACCACGAUAACGAUCCCCAUAACGGGGUAGUAUACCCUAGACCCACCGAGAUCCCAUGGAAGAAGGAGCUCUGCAACUCUGUUCAACUUAUCGGCAUCAUCGCUACUCCAAUCGAAAUCCGGCAUUUCAGUUCUGGCAAGGUCCUAGCCUGGACUCGCAUUGGGGUCAAGAAAUCCGCCACUGAUACCUCCUGGAUCAGUUUAACAUUCUGGGAUGAGUUGGCACUUGUUGCUUUCCAGCAUGUAGAGAAAGGACAGCGUAUAUAUGUUUCUGGGCGGUUGAUCUCAGACACUGUCGAAGUAGAUGAUGGAAAGCGGCAGACAUACUACAAGGUAGUUGUUCAACAACUGAAUUUUGUUGAAAAUAGCCUCUCACAAACUCCCUCAUUUGAGGGUGAUACAAAUCCUACAAGAACAGAUGGAAAAGUUGGAAAUUAUAUUCGUAAUGAUGUGGGUUCCACUCAAGAACUUUGGCAAGCCUUUUUUGCUAAUCCAGUGGACUGGUGGGAUAAUAGGAAGAACAAGAGGAACCCGAAAUAUCCAGAUUUCAAGCACAAACAUACUGGAGAAGCUUUGUGGGUUGAAGCCAAGUAUAAUCCACCUUGGGUGAAGUCUCAACUGGCAAUUCUGGACUCAAGGAUGGAGUCUUUUCAGACAUAUGAAGCAAAUACACCUGCUGCUUUUCUGGCUAACAAUGAGUUCACACCUUUCUAGCCAUUGGCUCUCUGCUAGAAGCUGGAUCCUUUUAUGUUUUUGAUUUUCUUCAAAGAUGAUUUUGGACGAUUGCUUACCCAUUCUUCCGAGGUGUAGCCUGAUAUUCUUCUUAGUAUAUUUGGGACUCAUGAAUCUGUAUUACUUGCUGCCCCUGAAGCUUUUGCAUCUUGUUCAUUUGGCUUAUGGAAACUUUCUGGGCAUGCCUUCAUGAAUAGAACAAUUUGUCUUUUGAAA
Macadamia integrifolia is the source of this 1204-nucleotide messenger RNA. Its product is annotated as protein OSB2, chloroplastic-like. The transcript has 5 exons. Gene Ontology annotation, molecular function: single-stranded DNA binding. Gene Ontology annotation, cellular component: mitochondrial nucleoid. The record is from RefSeq and is a predicted model, not a curated record. Gene Ontology annotation, biological process: positive regulation of helicase activity; mitochondrial DNA replication. Bases 92 to 970 code for a protein of 292 amino acids. NCBI's taxonomy places the organism in Eukaryota, Viridiplantae, Streptophyta, Magnoliopsida, Proteales, Proteaceae.